Molecule: messenger RNA, 927 nt
Organism: Portunus trituberculatus (swimming crab)
Lineage: Eukaryota; Metazoa; Arthropoda; Malacostraca; Decapoda; Portunidae
Product: DNA replication complex GINS protein PSF1-like
Exons: 6
Coding region: 205-789 (194 amino acids)
Biological process (GO): DNA replication; DNA strand elongation involved in mitotic DNA replication
Cellular component (GO): GINS complex
Source: RefSeq, a predicted model, not a curated record
UCCAUUUCCAUUUGUUUUGUUUAUGAACAAGGAUUCGCCGCAGCUGAGCCCGCCGCGGCGCCGCCCAAGCCCAAAGCCUAACACGGAAGUGACAGAAGUCAGAACAAACCACGCAGCCACCGACACGAUACACCACACAGCCUGCCAGGCCCACAAAGCCCCACCAAGAACCAGACAGCCCACAUACCACCAGGGUAGACCAUCAUGUUGGGGGAAAAGGCUUUGGAACUGAUCAAGGAAAUGGAACGGUCAAGGGAUGGGAAGUUGCCUGCUUACAAUGACAACUGUGUGCGGCUCGUCCUGGAAGAAAUGAAUGCACUUUUUCAGCAAAAUCAGGAUGACGUCAAUGCAACAGUAGCUGGAGAGGCACAGUAUUACCCAGGGAUACGUUUGCGUCAUGCGUCCCUAGAAAGGAACAAGAGAUGCUUGUUGGCAUACCUAUACAACAGACUGGAGAGGAUACGAAACUUAAGAUGGGACUUUGGAAACAUUUUACCACCUGAGAUGAGGGCAAAUCUCUGUGAUCCAGAGAUUGAGUGGUUUGGUCGUUACAGCAAAAACCUGGCCACUUAUUCGAGUUCACUAGGGGAUGGUAUUGGCCUUGACCUCACACAGGAUAUCAAACCACCAAAAAACAUUUAUGUCGAGGUGCGCUGCCUCAAAGACUAUGGGGAGUUUGAGGUGGAGGAAGGGGAUAUAGUGGUGCUGCAGAAAAACACCACGCACUACCUGCCCAUGAACACUUGUCAGCACCUCAUCCGUCUAGGUGUGCUACAGCAGGUGGACUGAUGAGUGUAUUGUAUUACCAAGAGGUGAAUGGAUUGUUAAGAAGUGACCUUAUAUCAUCUUUGUGGGAGCAAUUUUGGUACAAACUCUCCUAAUUUUCUUCAGUUGAUACUUGUAUUACUUAAAUAAAUGUGAUUUUUC